This is a messenger RNA of Sphenostylis stenocarpa, 1038 nucleotides long. NCBI's taxonomy places the organism in Eukaryota, Viridiplantae, Streptophyta, Magnoliopsida, Fabales, Fabaceae. The record is from the annotation of a GenBank genome assembly.
AUGACGUUGAAUUUUGGUAGGCUUUGCACUCGAAACACGCUCAUAGGUCUGGGUUUGGGACAAUUUCUUUCUCUCCUCAUCACUUCCACAGGAUUCACUUCUUCUGAAUUGGCUAAAAAAGGAAUUAAUGCUCCCACUUCACAGUCGUUUCUCAACUAUGUGUUCUUGACGCUUGUCUAUGGAACUAUUCUCCUACAUCGAAGAAAACCACUCAAGGCAAAAUGGUACUAUUAUGUAAUUCUCGGAUUGGUUGAUGUAGAAGCAAAUUUUCUUGUUGUGAAGGCAUACCAAUACACCUCACUUACAAGUGUGAUGCUACUUGACUGCUGGUCAAUUCCGUCCGUCAUGCUUCUAACAUGGCUUUUCUUGAAGACUAAAUAUAGAUUCAAAAAAAUUACUGGUGUAGUUGUUUGCGUUGCUGGCCUUGUCCUGGUUGUGUUUUCUGACGUUCAUGCAGGUGACCGUGCAGGUGGAAGCAGUCCUCGUAAAGGCGACCUUCUUGUUAUUGCUGGGGCUACAUUGUAUGCAAUCAGUAAUGUCAGUGAGGAAUUUCUUGUAAAAAAUGCUGAUAGAGUUGAGCUUAUGGCGAUGUUAGGUCUCUCUGGUGGCAUUAUUAGUGCCAUUCAAAUAAGCAUACUUGAGCGCAAUGAACUUAAAUCUAUUCAUUGGUCGGCAGAGGCAGCGCUUCCUUUUGUUGGAUUUGCAGUGGCCAUGUUUAUGUUUUAUUCUUUAGUCCCUGUUCUGCUUAAGAUCAAUGGUUCUACCAUGCUUAAUCUGUCUCUGUUGACCUCAGACAUGUGGGCUGUCUUAAUUCGCAUUUUUGCAUACCAUGAAAAGGUUGAUUGGAUGUACUUUGUGGCAUUUGGUGCCGUUACCAUUGGGCUUGUCAUCUAUUCAGGUGGGAACAGAGACGAGGAUCAGCACCCUCCAAAUUCUGCGGAUGAUCUUCGCCCUGGAGUCAAACAGGAUGAGGAAGCCAAUUCAGGAAAUCAUAGUAAAGGAAAUACAGCUGGAAGCUCAAAAACCUGGGUAGCUUAG